Molecule: messenger RNA, 2598 nt
Organism: Vitrella brassicaformis
Lineage: Eukaryota; Vitrellaceae
Source: the annotation of a GenBank genome assembly
UGUGGCCGCUUUGUGUUGCUGGACGCUUGCGAGACGAGGUUCUUGAUCGAAUGCUUGGUGAUUGAGGGUUCACUCGAACUAGCAGAUGACGGAAGUUUGAUCAAGUGCACGUCUUAGAAGAGAAGUAUGUCACCCAUGUCUGAUUUCGUACAUGAUUCUGCCAUCGUGCUGCGUACGAUCCGAGACAGUCCCACUCCCACAUUAGAUACACCUCGAUUAUCACAUUCGAAUAUCCAUCUGAUAUUCCCGUGACAAUCUAUCUGUGUGAAACAUGGCCAUCACGCAAAGAGCGCCAGACUUGCAUCUCACGUGUAUAUGCUCGGGUCUGAAAGAAAGUUAAUCCAAUUCUGUUUAAUGUUCCGGUUCCCUUCCUACCGAUUGACGAUGGAAUCGGUCUGAUCUCGGUGCCCAACUCUUGCUCGAUCCUGAGGCCGUGCCAGCAGGGAAUCGCAGUUCCACAGGUCGCCAGAGCACAUAUUGAUCUCCACAGGGAUGUACCUGUAGAGAUUGAAGCGGUCUUCGAACGUGAUGAGGUUGAUCGCCAGGCCCAGGUGGCCAUAUCGCCCACUGCGCCCGAUUCUGUGAAGGUACGUCUCGCUGUUCUUGGGGAAGUCGAAAUUGAUGACCACGUUGACACUCUGAAUAUCAAUGCCUCGGGUGAACAAAUCUGCAGUGACGGCAUUAUGUGGACAGUUUCCAACUACAUCGCUUGUGUUGUUUUUCCCUUCACACCUGAUGACACGAGGCAACGGCAUGCACCGUUCCGAAAGUCAUGGAAGACCCGGUUUCGGUGGUUCUGCAUCAUCCUUGCGUGAAUGAAGAAGCAUGAGUAGCCGAGUUCGGUGAUCUUCCUGGCCAGCAGCUCCACCCUCGUGACACUAUUGCAGAAGAUUAUCGCUUGAUUGAUCUGAAGCUGGAAAGACGGGGAGACAAACGCCGACAGGGACGGCCGACGGGAUGCGAAGCUGAUGCCGAUCGUCUCAACUCACCUUGGAGAAGAGGGUAUUCAAGCAGUGGACCUUCUGCCUCUCCUCCACGAAGGCGUAGAAUUGCGUCACUCCCUGCAACGUCAGCUCCUCCAUUAAGUUGAUCUCGUGCGCAUCAGGCAGAUACUUGUCCUUGAACUGCUUGACUGUGACAGGGAAAGUGGCCGAGUACAGAAGGAUCUGUCGUUCGCUUGGGAGAAAGCGGAAGAGCUCUUCGAUCACAGGCUGGAAUUCUGGGGACAGCAGCUUGUCUGCUUCGUCCAUCACUAAGAUGUUGCAGUUGGACAGAUCGACCACGCCCUUGUUCGCCAGGUCCAGCACCCUCCCUGGGGUGGCAACCACCACGUGAGCUCCCUGGUAGAAGCGCAUGAUGUCCUCUCUCAGGCUUGUGCCGCCGGUGGACACCAUGCAGUCGACGUUCAUGUGCUUGCCAAGCUCCUUCACCACUGCCGACGUCUGUAGCGCCAGCUCACGGGUCGGGACCAGUAUAAGUCCUGAAGCAGAACAGAACUGGCGAUGUAUACCGUAUGUGUGAGAUAAGCGCAGUCAGUUGUUCUAAUACCUUGUAUUGCUUUUUUCAUGGUGGACGUCUUCUCCAGAAGAGGGAUGACGAAGGCGGCAGUCUUCCCAGUCCCGUUUUUCGCUCGUGCAAGAACGUUCUUGCCGGCGAGAGCAACUGGUAUGCUCUCCUCCUGGAUGGGACUUGGCUUCUCGUACCCCUGACAUUACCCGCCGUCUCAAGAGAUACCAUGUGAUCUCCCACCUUGUUUCCGCCCACCUUCUCAAAUAUUCCCAUAAGCAGCUCGCGCUUGCUGCACAUCAACACAUCCAACACGUCAAUGUGGUCGCAGGAACAUCCGGGGCUGUUUGGCGGUUACAGGAAGUAGUCUUCGAAGUCGUUGCCUUUGGUGCCAGUAACGUCCUUAGUUUUGACGCGGUUGUCCUUCUGGGGCGGCUUGAGAGUCUCCUUCCAGUUGUCGUCGUUUGCAACCGCAGCGGCUGGGUUGGAGGCACUGCCAGACAUGUUGUAGUUCGACGACGGCAUGCCCUGGUAUCCCCCCGCGCUGUGCUGCAUGCCCAUCGAUGCACCGCCAUAGUUGCUACGCCCAGGUUGCACCCCAGGGCCACCGUACGCGUUGUAGCCGCCUGUCAAGAACGGGAAGAAACGUUCCACCCAGCAGGAAGACAACCCGAAGGCGGCACGUCUGUGGCAUCUUCGCUCUGUCCCUUUCUCACCUUGGUGGGUCGAGCGUGGCCUGCCGUAGUGCAUCUUUCACUUCAGAGAUCCUCGACAAACUGAGCAGAUCUCGAAUGGGGACGUUGCGAGUGUAUGGAGAACCUGAUGUUCCCGCUUUUCCUAUCGACGCGCAACGACGACUGUAUGGAUCCGGGUCGACGAAAGGUUACGAGGGGAGAGGGUCCCCAAUUUCGCUUAAGCGGCUUUCCGAUAUGAGGAAAUCCAAGGAGGAAACGCCCGGUCUCAAUCCCGCCCUCCCACCUCACCCGAUCCCGUGAAGAUCUGGCGACAGCGUAUGGUGAAGGUGGGAUGCAAUCACCGUAUCGGCGGCAUGCAAUCUGACAGCGUAUUUGUGAAACGGCUGCUACGUGAUUC